AUGGAAGAAGACAUCAUGAUGGAAGUCCCUAGGGAUUUUCGACCCUUCUCGGAAGCCAUAGAAGCCGAGAUCAUCCCCAAGGACCAUCGGAUACCCCAGGUGGGACCCUUCGAUGGAACCCAGGAUCCCAGUCAGCAUCUGACGGACUUCCGAGCUCAAAUGCUGAUCUGUGGAGGGAGCAUGGAAGUCCGUUGCAAAUUGUUUAUGGGGACUCUCAAAAAGGCGGCGCUCGAUUGGUUCAGUGGUCUCCCUGACCGAUCCAUCACCGAUUUUGAUAUUUUCAGUCGGCUUUUCAUGGCCCAAUUUGCCGCUAACAAGAAGAAGCCACCGAUCACGUCGGACUUGUUCGACCUUAAACAGCAGCGGGAGGAGUCGUUGAAAGAUUUUCUGCAAAGGUUCAAUGAAGUCGCCCUGAGAAUAGCAUCCUUGGAUGAGAGCAUGGCGGUCAUCGUAUUCCAGAAGGGCUUAAGGUCCGGGGCCUUCGACAUCGCGCUGGAGAGAGCGAACUGUCAAACGAUGUCGGAGGUGAGGGCUUUCGCCCUGAGUCAUAUCAAGACGGAGGAAGGACAGGUUAACAAAAGGGCUGCUGAGAGCCGAGAGGAGCUAGGAGGAAGUAAUAAGGAGAGCAGCAAACAUCUUCGACCGCGUUUGGACUGGAAUAAGCGACGCGACCGCUAUAACGUGAAGGAGGGCAAUUACCGACAGGCCGAUCGGGGAGGUCGACCAAGGGGAGAGUGGACACCAGUGACGAAGCGCCAAUUGGGUCCCUUCAAGACCGACUGGUGUGAGUUUCACAGGACUCACGGACACUCUACGAAAAAUUGCUUCGUCCUAGGAAGGCAGAUUGAACGCUUGAUCAAGGAGGGAUGCCUGAAAAAGUUCGUGGCGAGAAAACAGGAAGAAGGCUCGUCAGAGAGGCGACACCAGCGUACGCAGGACGACACAAGGAGGGAUAGGCAUAGAGAGAGAACUCCCCCCAAGGACACCCCAGCAAGCUCGUCGGAGAUCCAUCAGCAAGCAGUCCAUGGGGAUUUCAAUACAGUGGCGGGAGGAUUUGCAGGAGGAGGCGUCACCUUGGCCGCACGGAAAAGGUACACGCGCUCUGACUUGUCACUGUCAGAAACCCGCCAAUCAACUCAGCCGAAAAUUUCAUUCUCGGAUGCCGACUAUGAAGGGGUAGCUCCUCACGAGGACGAUCUUAUCGUCAUCUCAACCAUAGUGAUGGGUUAUAAUGUGAAGCGUGUCCUCGUCGACCAGGGAAGUUCGACCGACAUCCUCUUUUGGGAAGCUUUUGUGGGAAUGAAGAUCCCCAACGACCGAUUGGUGCCUUACGCGGGAACCCUGGUAGGAUUCGCAGGAGAUCAGGUCAUAGCUAAGGGGUACGCCGAUUUAGAAACAACAUUCGGCCAAGGUUCACAGAUGAAGACGGUGACUAUUCGGUACUUAGUGGUGAAUGCUCAGUCGUCCUACAACAUACUCAUCGGCAGGCCUACGCUGAACAAACUAGGGGCCAUUGUGUUAACUGCGCAUCUGAAAGUAAAGUAUCCGUUGCCAAAUGGAGAGGUCAGAAUCCUCAGGGUGGACCAGGAGGUCGCCCGGAAGUGCUACUCGGACAGUUUGAAGGCGAGGAGACGUUUAUACACCACACCGGAUGAAAGACACAUUCAUUCCAUCGAGCUGGACCCUAGGAUGGGACAGUUUGAUCAACGACCCGCCCCAGCAGAAGAUCUCAAGGAGGUGGAGGUGAUGGAAGGGAGAAACGUGAAGAUAGGCACGUCUUUAACCCCUGAGGAUGAAGAAAAGCUAAUCAGGGUUCUAAAAAACAAUGUGUCGGCAUUCGCAUGGCAUUCUAGCAACAUGCCCGACAUUGAUCCAGACUUCUUGUGCCACAAACUGGCUCUAAACCCUAGCGCGAAGGCGGUGAUCCAGAAGAGAAGGAAGUUCGGCAAGGAAAAGAGAAGGGCGAUCGCGAAAGAGACACAAAAGUUAGUGAUGGCAGGACAUGUCUGA
Cajanus cajan (pigeon pea) is the source of this 2010-nucleotide messenger RNA. Lineage: Eukaryota; Viridiplantae; Streptophyta; Magnoliopsida; Fabales; Fabaceae. The record is from RefSeq and is a predicted model, not a curated record.